Molecule: messenger RNA, 2655 nt
Organism: Pongo pygmaeus (Bornean orangutan)
Lineage: Eukaryota; Metazoa; Chordata; Mammalia; Primates; Hominidae
Product: proline-rich protein HaeIII subfamily 1-like
Exons: 2
Coding region: 479-1102 (207 amino acids)
Source: RefSeq, a predicted model, not a curated record
UAAGAGACAAACGUGGGGUGGAGGAAGGCGUCUGUGUGCAUCGCCCCUUUAUCACAGGACUGUGAGUCUCACACCAAGGCGUCUGCCUCACCCCUUCAUCACAGAACCCAGUCUCCCCCUUCCCCUUAUGUAAGCUGUGACUCUGGGCAAGGGUGUGUGCUUUUUUCCCGCCUGGGCCCAUCCUGCUUGGUGUCAGCAAUGAGUUAGUUCCAACUUGAAACCCCCUUCCCUGUACAAGAGACAGAGAGAGAGAGAGAGAGAGAGGGAGAGAGAAGGGGCAACUUCUCUCCAUGAGCACCUUCAUUCUUUGAUGAGAAUAUCGCAGCUCACCCAUACCGGGUUGCAGGGUGAGAGUGAGGGAAAGAGGAAAGAAAGGGGACUCCCAAAGAAGGGGUGAGAUGCAAGACCUGGACGAGAGAGACAUCCACCGCUGCGCUGGAGAGAGGGGGCCGGCAAAAUCAGAGAGGUGGGAGAGGUGAUGGAAAGGCGCGCAGUGGGGGACGCCUGCUCUCCCCCCACCCUCCCCAUCUGCAAAGGGAGGCCCCCCGCCCAGUGCCGCAGCCCCUCCCCGCGCGCUCGCCCCCGCGCCUCCCUCCCGCGCCCCCGCGCCCCCCGCCGCCAGUGGACGGCUGCGCGCUGCUGCCCGCGGGGCUGGCGUUUCCACCUGUCACCGCGCCGCCUCCGCCCCAAGUUUUCGGGGGACUUGCCCGGCGCGCCGCCUUCCUCCGGCUCUCCCCCAUGGCCGCCGCCCCCUCCUCCCGGCCACCCCCCGGGCCCCCCGGGUCCCCCGCCCAGCCCAGCGGCCACCGGGCCCGGUGAGCGCCAGCAGCUGGGGGGACCCGGGCGGUGGGAGCCCCGCGCGCAGCCGCCUGCAUCCGAGCGCGCCGGCCUCCGAGCAGCCACCACUGCCACCACCGCCGCCGCCGAGCAGCCACCCAGGCAGCGUCCGUCCCGGGCACGGAGCAUUGCGGAUGCGGCGCGGGGCUGGCGCGGGGCUCCGGGCGCGCUCGGGGGUCGUGAGCGCCGCGCCCCGCGCCCCCGCGCGCCCCCCGCCCUCCCGCGCGCCCCGCUGGGGCCAUGCAGUCUCUCAUCUCGCCGGUGACCAAGGCGAUCCUGGUGGCCCUCUUCAUCUUCGCCAUCCUCCUCAUCCUCUACGUGAUCCUCUGGUACAUCUGCCGCGAUGUGGACUGUGACCACGGCAUCUGAGCGCCGCGGACCCCCGGGGUCGCCACGCGGGGGGCGCCCCCAGCGCCAGGGCCAUGGGGACUGAGCCGUCCCGCGGUGCCCCCCAGCUCGACGCCCGCGCCCCCUACUCCGGGCCCCACCGCGCGCCCUGCACCUCCACCGCCUCCUGGCCUUGACCUUCAGGGACGCACCGGGGAGAGCGGGGCCCUUAAAGUGAUGGAGUGGCUGUGGAGUCUUCAGUUUGCCUGCAUGCCAGGUGCAAGCCAGGGAGGUGUAAGAGCAUCCCCCUCAUAAGCUACCAAUAGGCCAGGACUCCAGUGUGGAGGGAUGGAUCUCUGAAGGUCACUGCUUGGCCCUUCUCUGAAGACCGUCCACCAGCAUGUCAGCCCAGCUGCACUGCAGGAGUGAAGGGUGAGAUGACUGUCAAUAAGGAUAAAGGCCAUCUUCCCCGCCCGUCACUCAUUCUGCCAAGCCAUCACUGGGCAACCAGGACUCAUGGGCAGUGUCACCUCUGGGGCCAUGCUGGCAUCUGUAACCUCCAUUCCAUCCUUGUGGUCCCAUCCAGCCAUCUCUGCCCCCUUGCCUGGCCCAUUCUGUUGUGAAGUUUUCGUCUGCCUUGCUCUUGUGCAGAGUCGGAAUUCACAGGGGUUCCCAUGCCCAAGGGAAGCCCAGUGGAACUAUUUACUCUUAUUACUGGCUAGAGACGUCCAGAGGACAAAUCAGCUUCAGAUUAUACUGUCGUUAGAGUAGGUGCAACUGGGGGGCCUUGCUCUACUUAACUCUCCAAUGCAAUCCAUGCUGCCAGCUUCAUACAGACUCCAUCCAGUGCAAGUGGCUUCCUUCUGUGUGCAGAGCAAAUGCUCCAGGGAAGAGACACAAAGGAUUCCCCAUCAUCAUUGUUGCCAAGUGACCCCAAAUAUUCCUAUCCUGUCUGUUGUAAAAAGGAAAAAUCAUGUCUUGGAAGAACAGCAUCGCCCUACAGAUACAGACUAGACACUUUGCACAUGAAACAAGAGUCCCAAAAAUUUCUAGAAGCAAAUCUCGCAUUCGUGACCACCAGACCUACGGGAUGUGUAAGGCACAUUCUCAAUCUUAUCACUUGUGAGAGUUGCAUUGCCUAGUCCAGCAGCCGCGAAGGACUCUCUGCUGUUUUUCCUCUGCUUCAUUUAACACAUGAGAGUGAAGAGAUGAAGAUCGAGGCGGGCCCUGCACCAGGGGACAUGUAUAUCUCUCUGAAUGUCCUUGACAGACAGCAGCAGCCCAGCGAUGCCCAGCCCCCAUCCUGUCUGUAUGCACCCUGGUGAGCAUUUUCUACAGUCUCCUAAACGCUCCCAUUAUUCUGUUUUGCAGGUGUGAUAUGUGGCACCUCAGUGUUGUCAUAGCUUCUGCCUCCUCCAUGUGGAGAGAGGGCAUAAAGACAGAGCUGAGAUAUUAUGGCUAUUCCAGAAAAUAAAAUAUUUUUUGAAACCA